AUGACAGGCGACUUUACCAUUCACAGGAGGUGGUUCUGGUACGACUUCCUCCUCUGGAGCUCCACAAAGAACAACCAGAUUCGAGUAGUUCGGAUUGGGUUUGCGUGCGCUCAUGUUGCGUUGAGUGCUGGAGCAAAAGCUGUCAUCAUCGCCGAUUUACGUCUUACACCAGAGGGCGAGAAAAUGGUAACAGAAAACGAGCAUGUGAUUUUCGAAAAGUGCGACGUGGCCAAAUGGAAAGACCUACAGAAUGUGAUUGAUGGAAGCAUUACGCACUUUGGCGAUGUCCCUGACAUUUAUAUUGCUUCAGCUGGGGUGUUUGAGCCACCAUACUCCAAUUUCUGGGAUGAUCCUGAAGGGCUGGAUGCGAAUGGCUACAAGGCUGUCGACAUCAACGUCAACCACCCCAUCAAGCUGACACGCCUCGCGAUGCGCGCACUCCUAGGCAAGUCCAAGCGCGGUGUCGUGGCAAUCGUGGCGUCAAUUGCUGGCUACAGCAAACAAUACCCAGCUCCCAUCUAUAGCGCUACAAAACAUGCACUAGUCGGAUUUACGCGGAGUCUAGGGGAUGCUGAUGCUUUGCAGGGUGUCAGAGUCGUCGCAAUAUGCCCUGGGAUUGUCGCCACCCCUAUCUGGACUACCGGAACUCCAGGAUCUGGAGAACGUUUCGGGAUUACAGACGAGAUUAGUAUCACACCGAGUGAAGUUGCGAAUGCCCUCUUUGAAACAGUGAAAUCUGCGAAGUACCCGGGAGGUACAAUCAUGGAAGUCUCGAAACUCGGCACUCGUGUUAUCCCUGAAUGGCACAUUGCUCCUGUUGGUGAAAUUGACGGCAAAAUGGCUGAGGGCUCCGACAUCCCAUCUGAUGCGAUUCAACGAGUUCUUGGAUCCAUUUUACAAGUUACGGAGCAUGAGAGAGGAGCCCUGUUGCAGAAAGCAUCGUGA
Messenger RNA from Cladophialophora psammophila CBS 110553, 945 nucleotides. RefSeq lists its product as uncharacterized. NCBI's taxonomy places the organism in Eukaryota, Fungi, Ascomycota, Eurotiomycetes, Chaetothyriales, Herpotrichiellaceae. The transcript has 5 exons. Bases 1 to 945 code for a protein of 314 amino acids. The record is from RefSeq and is a predicted model, not a curated record. Gene Ontology annotation, molecular function: oxidoreductase activity, acting on the CH-OH group of donors, NAD or NADP as acceptor. Gene Ontology annotation, cellular component: cytoplasm.